AUUUUACUACUAUAAAAACUCAUCAUCUAAGUAGACAAACUAUGUACUAAUGUACAUACAUUAUUUACUAAAACUAAAAUGUUAUAAAACUUAAUGUUUGCAAGCUGCUGAAAAUGGGAGACCAAUAACUAAUGGGUCUCUAUUCCUAUAAAGUGGACCAGAAAAAGGUUAGUUCAGUCAAAAUGAAAGUAAAAUUGCAGCUAAUGCACGUGAGAUGAAAGAAAGUGAAAGGACAACAGAGUAUAGGGAACCUUUCAAACACACCACCUCAUUGUGUUUUCAUUCUUUACCAGCACAGCACAUCAGAUCGUCCUCCAUUCACAAACCAGUGAUGGCAGAAGCAGCUACCAGAACAAGAGGGCGAACUUGCUUCAGAUUCAUCAAGUGCUUGUUUGUCUUUAUAAUUCUGUUCAUCUUAUCUGUUCUGUGCCUUAUUUUCAUUGCAAUCUGGGCCAAGAACCAAGUGGUUCAGCAAAUACUGAAAAGAGUAAGUGAAGACAUUAACAAACACAAGGAAGAUGGCGUGAAUAGAAGAGCUGCAAUCACAAAAAUAUUUGAUCUCGCAAAUUCACUGGAUAGCAACGAAAAACUGGAAAUAUUCAAGGAAACCAUUCAAACAGCGAUAGAACAGGAAGAGAGACUGAAGGAAGAAUCCAAGUACAAAGUAACAACCUUCUCAAAACAAUACAAUGAAAAAAUGAAGGAACUUAUGCCUCAAUUGAAAGAAGCAAUGAUAUCAUCAUAUCCUUUUUUUCCUCCACUGGAGGAAAUAGUUGAAAUUACAUUUCACAUGUUAAAAAAAACCGGAGCUUACAUAGACAAGAAGCUGGAUUUGCUGCAAGAAUAGAGAACUCAGAAAAGAUAAAUCACAGGAGUAAAUGAUGAGCUUCAGAAAAUUGUGAGAAAAACAAUAAAUUGAACUUGUGUUUCUGUUUUCGUUUGUUGACCUAUGUAACGUAUAUCAUGUGUUUGUGAAAGGACAUAAUCUGAAUUGUUUUUGUGACUUUCUCUAAUUGUAUACUUCUUAGCUGCGUAACAUCUUGUCCUAUAAUGGUCUCGGAGUGGUAUUAUAAAGUGAAAAGAUUUACUCCUGGUGUGAGGCAUAAGCAAGAGCACAGUUGAGCUCUUCAGUCUUGAUGCUAUAAUGACUGCAGUAGAGAAACCUGGAUCUUUGGGUAUAUAGCUGCACAACUUGUCAGUUUGUUGCAGUUAUUUAAGUUCCAGUGUUGCAGUUGUUUAGGCUGUUUAACUUCCUUAUCACAAAGAGAUCAGAAAAAAGCAGACCUGCAUAGCGUUCUGUUCUGUUCUGAAACUAAACCUGAGGUUUCCAAAUCUAGCUAAUGCUUCCACAUGCAUGAUCUGGUGUUGGCAGCAUGUAACCAGUCACAGACAUGAACAGGUCUACUGGCAAGUUGUACUCCCACCUCAUGGAUUCUCUGCAGACAGUAAUAUUAUUAUGAUCAUAUUAACUAAUGUAAUCAAAACAAGAAUAAUUUAAACAAAGCAUAUUUAAGCACAAAUAGUACAGUGUGUGUGUGUCAAUGUUUUAAUUUACUUCUUUAUUUCGAAGAGUUAUUCUGAUUCUAGAAAUACUGCUACAAUAUAUACCAUUACAUAUUAACAUAUAUUGAGUUAGGUAAUAAAACUUUUGGUGAUUUGUAUCAAUAAAGGAUUUGGAACUGUGCAAACUGUGACAUUUAUGGGGAAAUAAAGCAUUUGUGGCUAC
This is a messenger RNA of Oreochromis niloticus (Nile tilapia), 1726 nucleotides long. RefSeq lists its product as uncharacterized. The transcript has 6 exons. The record is from RefSeq and is a predicted model, not a curated record. Lineage: Eukaryota; Metazoa; Chordata; Actinopteri; Cichliformes; Cichlidae. The coding region runs from base 215 to 847 and encodes 210 amino acids.